This is a messenger RNA of Corticium candelabrum, 916 nucleotides long. RefSeq names its product ARL14 effector protein-like. The record is from RefSeq and is a predicted model, not a curated record. Gene Ontology annotation, cellular component: intracellular membrane-bounded organelle. Lineage: Eukaryota; Metazoa; Porifera; Homoscleromorpha; Homosclerophorida; Plakinidae. The transcript has 4 exons. The coding region runs from base 16 to 597 and encodes 193 amino acids.
ACGCGCGUGAGAAGAAUGGACGACGAACACAUGCAAGCAGCGAAGAUUCGUCGCGAGAACCGCUCGCGAUCGUUUGAUUCUGGCACCAUACGACAUUCAGUCGACGCCAACUUAACAGCACUACAUUCUGAACAAACGACGUCGUCGCUCAGACCAAGUAGACGGACAAACAAGCGAGCGUUUUCGGAAAGCGGCCUAUCCGGCAAGAAAUUGGGUUCUGUACAGGGUAGAAGGAGAGAGAUUGAUCUUCUGCGCUUUCAUAGUCCCGGACCAAGAUUGUUGGCGGAUUUUAAUCCUGAGACAAGUGAUAGAGAACUAAGGAAGUUGAAGAGACUAACGACGCUUGACAGUGAGCUGGCUAGUGGACGUAGGCGACGUGGAGUGACAGUUUAUGAUGCAAAGGGCCGCUUACUGGUCAAUGGAAAGGAUAUCUGCGAUUGUCAAGUGUUACAUUGUUUGGGAUGUCACUAUCAUUGUACUAACUGUGGAUCAAGGAAAUGUGGCAUCGAGUGUCGAUGUGAACGUAAAUGGAUAUACGAAACAGAAGUUGAGGUAGAAAGGAUACCCGAUGACUGGUGGGACGCACACAAAAGCUAAGCAUGAGUCAAUAAUAUCAGGAAAUAGUAAUUUUGUUGGUCUCUGGCUGAUGCUGAAAUUGAAUUGGACAAGACGAGGGAUUACAAGAAGUGUUGGCGAGAUGACGAUGUCAUCAUGCACAUGGUGAACAAGGAAAACAGCUGAGAACAAAGUAAAGUGAUGCACACAGUUGAAGGAGUUGGAACGCGUUUUGUCAGAAAUAUUAGAAUCUACAGUAACUGUUGUUAGUUUUGAUAGUGCUACACUUUAUGUACUUGAAGCAAUGGUAUGAAUGAACUGAGCACAUGUCUUGAUUGCCUUAACAAUUAUAAUUAUUAAA